This is a messenger RNA of Dunckerocampus dactyliophorus (ringed pipefish), 4207 nucleotides long. It is a transcript of the gene skida1, whose product is annotated as SKI/DACH domain containing 1. The transcript has a single exon. Bases 227 to 2404 code for a protein of 725 amino acids. The record is from RefSeq and is a predicted model, not a curated record. NCBI's taxonomy places the organism in Eukaryota, Metazoa, Chordata, Actinopteri, Syngnathiformes, Syngnathidae.
CCUGCUCUCGACCAGAGGGGAGUGUAGCCGGCAGAGGCAGGUAGCAGCAGUCCUGGUGGAUGCAUCCGUCUCAUUCCUCCACCAUGUCGCACUCGGUGCGUCGAAUGAAUGCAGCCGGCUCACUGCAUCUGACAGUCAGCAUGUCAAUGUUCGGCGUGGAGGUAUGAGCAAGGAUGCCCAUGAAUCCAUAGCAGGGAUUAAUGCAUUUGGAGCGGAUCCAUAAAACAUGGGCGACCUGGAGUGUGGCUUUGAGGAAAUGCAAGGAGUCAGGCUGGGCUACCUGCUCAUCCAAGGCAAGCAAAUGUUUGCUUUGUCUCAGGUCUUCACCGAGCUGCUCAAGAACAUUCCACGCACCACCGUGCACAAGCGCAUGGAUCACCUGAACGUGAAGAAGCACCACUGUGACCUGGACGAGUUGCGCAAGCUCAAAGCAAUAAACUCCAUCGCGUUCCACGCAGCCAAGUGCACUCUCAUAUCUCGAGAGGACGUGGAGGCUCUCUACGUCUCCUGCAAGACCGAGCGGGUGUUGAAGUCCGGCAGCAACAAAAGGAAAGCGGCGUCGUGCGUCUCCGCGGACCGCCUCGCGUCCACGGAGCUCCUCCGUGCGGACGCCGAGCUCUGGCAGGAAAAAGUUUGGUUGAGUUUGCACGGCGUGCACGACAAAGCCGCCAAGGGGAGGAGAGAGCCCAGCGACUCCAAACUACCUCACUUUUACCACAAAACCCCCGGACGGGAUUAUCGCUCGGCCACAAAGUCCACUCACAGACACUUUAAAAACUAUGAAACCGCCAAGUUGCAAGGGAAUCGAGUGACAUUCAGCCAGAGGCACUCGUUUUUCCGGAGCGCUCCUGCAGCAGCGCUCCAGUCCGCCAUGGCUGCUCAGUCCAGGCUCUCUCGCACAGCCGGCGACCUUCAUCACAAAAGGAAGAGGCGGCGCGAAGGGGGCGGCGGCAGGGACGGCUUGAGACACCCCUGGAGGAGCAGACACCACCAGCACGUCCCGCCGGUUCUGCUUGUCCAACCCAAAUCAUCCAUUACGCAUCGGACCGCUUUUGGUGCCUUCCAGCUCAGCCCGGACUUCUACAUUCAUCACCAUCAUCUCCAACCGAGCUUCCCGGAGAGCAGCGACACCGAGUCCAGCACCUAUUCAGACCGGGCCUACCCCGACUCGGAUUUUGGUUCCGGAUUAUCCACCAGCAGCAGCUCAGACGAGGAGGAGGAGGAGGAGGAGGACGAUGAGGAUGAUACCCAGUCUGAAAGCACUGAGGUCAGCUCGGAUGAGGAGGAAGAGGAGGAGAGUUCCUCUCAUUCUGACUCCAGCUCCGUUUCUAGCCGGGUUUCGCUUCAGAGCAUCCGGUUCAGACGGGCCCGAGUGGGAACCCUCCCCAAAACGCUUAACCCAAUUAAUGCACCUCUGGUUCUACAGCCCACUUUCCACUACAACAACCAGCAGCACCAUGACGGCUCACCACUGCAGGCCCAGGCUGCAUCCACACACGAGAAGUGGGAAUUUAGGAAUCACUCUGGAUCCAUACCCAAAUUCCACUCAGUUAUUUUCACCGAGACCAAAUGGGACGAAGCUGGGACAAAGCAGGCCCUCCAUGGAUCACGCAGGACGUUAGUGUGUCCCAUCAACGAGCAUAAAGACGGCAAAGUACCGAGAUAUAUCGAUGAAAGUAGUGUGAGCUCCACCGGACCGAGACUCACUCCGCCUAAGAAAAUAAAGACCGAGGCGGAGGAGUCCUCUGUGACGGCCUCCCCCGCCCCCGAGAGCGGCUGCAGGGUAGCCAGGACACCGCCCCCUGCUCUCCAUAAAGUGAAAUUAAAAGUGGAAGAGUGCUGCGAUGAAUACGAACACCACAGCCAGCCUACUGCGGCCAAAUGCAAAGAACCACCGAGCAGCACCGCCGCACCAAUGGAAGUUCGAACCACCGAAAGGGCCCCGGAUGUGCCCUCCGCGUCACAGGGCCAUAGCAGCACCCAGGAACCGCUCGAUGAAGGGGACACGAGGGGUAAUAAUUGCAAGGCUCCAGUCCUGGGGAGGAGAUCCAGGCUUUUCAGGACGCAAUCAAAACAAGCCAGGGUCACCAGGGCUGCCUCCUCCUCCUCCUCCUGUGGCUCCCAGCCCUUCGAGGAAGCCUCCAUGGAGGAUUUACCCAGCCGACGUAGACGAAGCGGUGCGAACCCUGCAGCAUGGACAGGAAAAAUGCCUUUCAGCUUGAUGGCUAGCUUCCCAUUCUCGGCGUCGCUGGUUGUUGGCAGCGACGGGGAUCUGUGCCCUGCUUACUCCCUCAACUCUCUGAAGGGCGCCGGGCCUCCCCCUCCGUCUCAUCCCGUGUGGAGCUGGCAGCCAGGCGGACACAUUCUCCCUCCCCCACACGCUCACAGGACGAGGAGAUACUGAGCAGGGAAAAAACAAAAAAAGCAAAUCUCCCCAAAAUACACUUUUUUUAACCCAGUGUAAAUGCAUUUUCAUUAUAAACACAGUUGCAGUAAACGCCCACUGUGUGGACUGUGAGGCCCCUUUAGUGGAUUUCUAUAUAUUUUUAAACAAGCUACCAGCCCUAAGUGAUAUAAAAUGACUUUUUCCCUCGACCUGUUGGAUUGUAUACUGUGCCAGGGUGUCUCUGGUUGGUGCUUUGUCUGAAAAACGGAUAAACUGUUUUGAUCAAGCUUUGGUGGAUUUAAAAGCAUAUAUCAGGGUUAUUCCAUCAGAUGCCACUUGUUUUCUAACUGUGUUUCCCUCUAGGGUUUACAUACUGACCACACAUGUUCCCAAGCGUUCAAUUUUAUACUUAAAGUGGGAUUGGUAAUGUCUAUCACAGAUAAGCCUUUAUUAGAUUUGACAGGAAUUUAUUCCUGCUGGUUUUGGGAGUUUUUACCGUAUUUUUUAAUUUGUUUUUUCCUUUGAGUGCGUGUGAUUUGGUGUUUUUAUUUCUGUAAAGUAUAUAUCCAUGCAGGUCCCAUAGACAUUACACAAGCCUUAUGAAGAGACAAUCAAAAAAUAAGCAAGUAAAAAACCCAUAUGGUUGAGACUCCAUUAAUAUAUCCGUGUGUUUACAAAAAUGAAUCUGGACAGUUUCAGGAUUUAUAUGGGAUAUAUUUAAGGUUUCAGUGUAUAAGGAGGCCAGUGUUUACACCUUUUUCCAACCGGAAGGCCACUCAGAAACAACGUGUAUCAAUUCGCUCACUUCCAUACUUACACUUUGCAUUUUGAGUGCGUAUAUGCAAAGCGUAAGUACGGAAGUGCAGCUUUAGAGCAAAACAACGCAAUAUGCACUUUGUUCCUGUUUGGGGUCCUGUGUCAGCAGAUAGGAGUUCGUGGCUUGCCUGAUCAAAAUUAGAAGACAAUACGUUUUUAGAGACGCAAUGAUUUCAUUUACAGCUAAAUUUAUUAUUAAUUCCAGGCUUAAAAUCUAAUACUAAGGCUUGUCUUUGCUGUGACGCCAGACUGUCAAUCUGAAUUUUGCUAAGGCACACCAAAAAACACCCUGUCUUUGUAAACGAUGUAGCUUUAUUUAACAAACACGCUAAAUGUAACCUAUUGAGCAUCGAUGAAUGUAGUGACUCCAAGCUGUGUUCUGUAGCGUCAGUACACACACCUCCAACCACCAGGAACCAUGUAAUGGUGGCUGUUUUAAGGAAAUGUGUUAGAUGUUAGAAUUCAGGACAAGCUCCUGCUAAUUGGCAGGUUUUCUAACAGAGAGAAGGGGCAGUUAAUGGCGACAAAAGGCUCCCUGGCUGAGAAUGAUGUCAUUCAUAUGAUUGUAUUUAGAAGUGCUUUAAAUCAGCAUAACAUGGUCAAUGUUCUGCCAUGUGCUUAAAGCAUCCAUACAGUACGUGUGUUCACCUCAUGACAAUUCAACCUCAGCGCCCUAUUACCAGACAGGCUAUUUUACAGGAGGUGCGACAUGAGCAGGCCCCCGGUUUAUAAAACACACACACACAGAAGGGGGGGAUUGCACAGGGGGUGGUGGCGGGUUGCUGUGUUGCAAGAGCGAAGCUUUCAACCUUUAAUCCGCAUGUCAAAAGCAGACUGCACGGCGAAGGAGGAAGAGGAAUAGCCUCAUGCGCUUGAAUUUGUGAGAGGUUGACAAUAUCACCCCACCAACCGUCCUCUACACGCACACACACACACACACACACACACACACACACACACACACACACACACACACACACACACACACACACACACACACACACA